AUGCAGGGCUCUUCUAGCUCUCCCGAUGCCGCCGCAGCAGCGCAGAGUACCUCGUCGGUGCACAUGCUGCUCGCCCCUUUUGCUGUUGUGAAAGGUGUUAUUCGCCACCUCGUCAUCCGCGUACCGUGGUCGUCGCUGGAGAGCGAACCGAUUCACGUGCAGGUCAGCGGGGUAGAGCUGGUGCUCGGUCCGCUCCGGGCACGUCCCUUCGACGCGUGGGAGGAGCAAGAGCGCGAGGAGGCCGUCAAGCAACAGCAGCUGGCGCGUUACGAGGAGGAGCGGCAGCGUCGCUCGCACGAGCUGGCAAGUGUGUGGACAAGCCGCAGCUCCUCCGGGGCCUCAGCUGGUGGUGAAGCGUCGGAGAAAGGGAAGAUGGCGGCAACUUCUGAUGGUGCCACCGAAGAUGCCAACGCGUCGUGGUUUUCGUGGAUUUGGGACUUUGACCGCAUUAGCCAGCUCGCGCUGCGGAACUUGUGCGUGACACUAAAGGACGUGUGUGCGCGCUACGAGUUCGACUACGAAGGCCUGCACCCGUCUCUCGCGAAGGCGUUCGCCUUCUUUGUACACGAGGUGCGGCUCACAACGGUCAAUCAGGGGUUUCGGGAGACGUUCGUGAGCGAACUGCUCGCCCCGCUUUGCAAGCGUAUUCUGCUCUCUGACAUCAUCGUCAGCGUACACACCAUGCGCGUUCCUCAGCCAUCCUCCACGGAGUCUCCCAGCGCACGAGCGAGCAGCUCGAUGCGUUCUUCCUAUUUCCCUUCCUCCGUGAAACUCUCGCGAGACGACGGUGGUGUCUCAUCCUCUCCCGUACAAGAUGACGACACCAGUGGAUCUUCGUCCCCGCUAUCUGUUACGCACGGUCAGAAGAGCGCGUACGAGACCUACCAGGACCAAUGGGCCUUCUCGAAAGCAAUACUAAAGAUAUCAAAAAUGGAGCUGCAGGCCAAAAUAGUGCCACCCGGCUGCACCUCGUUGCACCCCAUUGUCGAAGACGCACCACCGCUCCCGGCGAGUUCGACAGAGCUCACUAUUUCUGCCGUCGAGGGCGUGCAAGCUGAAGUCUGCUUUGGUGUUUUCCAGACGCUGGAGUCGUUAUGGCGCAGCUACCACCAAAGCGUGGGCUGCGCGCGCUACCGCAGAAGACUGCAUUUGUUAAGGGUGCAACGGCAGCAGCUGCCACAGCAGGAGCAGUCCGUGACAAGUGUGGACUCGAGUCCUGAGCGAUACGCAAGCAAAAGCAGGGAGUCUUCUUCCCCUUUACUUUCGUCGGAGACGUCGACGUUGCGGCAGCUCACACGGCAGCGGUGGCAGUUUGCGCUGCGCUGCGUGUUGGACGACAUCCAGAAGCAGCGGCAGACCUUCCACCGACACGAUCGCAGCCACCGCGAGAUCAUUGAGGGGAUGAUGAUGUUUUGUCAGGUGCGGCGGGCCUACUGCCAGUACUGGAAGCGCAUGCAGGGUGUUCGCUGGGCGCUCCCGCUGAACGAGCUGGAGGAGAAGAAGUUGAUGCUGAUGGAGCGCCAGCUGUCAUUGAUGCAGGUGAUUUUCCUUCGCUGCCUGUCCUAUGCAGAGAUGCUGCAAGAAGAAGACGGAUAUGCGCGACAGCGGGCCUUUAUUGAGGAGGCGCGUCAACGCAGUCAAAAAGGUGUGCGUGGCAGCAGAAAGCAGAAGGCAGACGGGAGAGGAGGCACCGGCUUGUGGGGUUGGUUCACGAAAGCGGUGAUUUCAGUACCGGAGAAGGACGAUCCAAGUAUCGCCUCCGUGAGCGACGCGCACUGCGAAACACUUCCAAUGGCCGUGUCGCCCGGCUUACAAGUGCCGUCGCUUACGGAUUUGGUGAGGGUAGAGUGGGAGCUGGGUGAACGGUACACCUCGCCCCAUCGCGCGCCGCUCGUGCAGCCUUGUGUGCCGCAACACUUUCUGCCCAAGGCGACGAAGGGCAACUCCGUGUACUUCACCUUGCGUUGUAUUGCGGACACCGUGACGGUGCGUGUGGCUCCGACUUAUUGGCCACUCGUGCACGACAGCAGCGUUCCUCCGCCGCCGCUGAACACUCCGCUGCGUCGCAUUGAACAGCAAUUCUGUGGGCAUCUUUCCUCGGUGGAAGUGUUUUUCACCACUGUUCCCGACGAGCGCCCAGACAAAGCUUCUUGGUCCUUCUUUGUCGGGUCUGCGAGGUUUUUCUUUGAUGGUGUGCUGCGCUCCAUGCUGCUGCGAUCGAAAGAGGCGCCAGAGGAAGACUUCAUCGUUGUAAAGCAAAACGCUAGCCACACCCACGUUGGUGUGUGGAUAGCACCGCAGCUCAUCAUUUGCCAACCACUGCACGAGUGGCGCUGGUGGGGUAUGGAGGUGGCUGCCUUUGUGGAGUGGUUCAUGGCGCUGCAGCGGACUUUCUACGCAGCGUCACCGCCCGCUCGUCCUGACACCACCUCUUCAGUGCUGGAAGAAUUCCCGGUCGGCCCUCACUUUGCUGCCCCGAGCGGGCGAGCCUCGAGGCCGAUGUCGGUGCAGACAACACCCACCCCGCGCCACUCGUCCCAAACCUCUCACGACGCAGUGCCGUCUCGCGAGUCGCCACUGACACGGUUGCUGACGCCCUUGAUCUGGAACAUCACGAUUCGGGCGACAGACGUGUGCAUCCCGCUCUCUGGCCGCGACAUCGAUGACACGGAUGCGGAUAUCAUCCGCCUUCCGCCCUCUGAGUUUCCGUCACUGCUCGUUACAGACUCCAUGAGCACCGCCGUCCCGGCGAGGGAGGGUUCACUGGAUGGCGGCACUCAUAAGCUGUCCUUCGCAGCGGAGGCGAAUGCGGGGGCUGAAAGCGAACUGGAAGCGCUGUCGCACGGCGCCACCACACGCGGAGGUGCGCUGCACGUCUUUCUCUACGCCGAUGAGUCAGGUGGGGAUAAGGAAGGUGGGGGCGAGGAGGACCAGGCAGCGGCCAUUUCUGGGUCCUUCGUGACGAGUCCGGCCGGCAGCUUCGCCUCCACGAAACCGGUGCGAUGUUUUCUCAACAACGACGCGUGUUUGGUGCUUUCCAUUUCUACCACCCGUCUUGUCACGGCGAAAUCGGCACAAAGGCGGCGAAGGGGAGGUGGGAAUGAGUACUACCUCUGCAUCGGCGACCCCGACAGGGCAGUGCGGCUCUUCUGUCAAAAGAAGCUCUCCUCGACGACACUCGCGACAAAUCGUCAUUUGGAGUUGAUGUCGUUUGCCGCAGGGGAGGUGCUGCUAAACUCGGAGGAGCUGUCUGUCGUCUUUAAUCAAGGCAUCGACUUUGUGGUGGAGCCGGAUGCGUUUGCGGUGCUGAAUGACGGAUUAUUGAAGCCGGCGGUGUUCGUCGCGAGCGACCCCUACGCGCGGCAGGCGCAGGCACUCGUCGAAGAACUGCACGUUCUUAAUGCCAAAGACAAUGGAAAGCCUAGCCAUUUCCCACUGCACGAUGCGCAUCAACUCCCUCCACUCUCGUGGAAGCUCUCAACUCCCGGCUGCAUGGAGGUCACACGGCAAGACAACGAGACUGGCCAAACCGAUACUGACGCCUCGCCUGCGAUGGUGGUGGUACGUGAGUUCCCUGCUGACUGUACGCGACACAUCCUGGCUGCCGCCAUCGCCACCCUGCCGAAGGAAGCACGCGAAGGCACCAUCAAGGACGGCGAGGAGGAAAUAGCGGCUAGCGUUCGCAACGGAGUGCACAACGCCGCAUGGGAGAGUCGCAUUGCGGGUCCGUCGCGUGGUCCCUUUGGCGGACGUACCUUGGCGCUUGGCAUCAGCGUCGCGCGUUUGCUGGUGCGGUCCGCCUACGAUGAGGAUGUGGCGGAGGUCGUGCUGGUCGCGCCGGAAGAGGUGCCCGCUGCGACGGCGUCGUACCGCGGUGCGUUGGCCGCUCUCGGUGCACAGGAGCCACGCGCGUUGGAGCUUGUCUGGGACCCCUUGUCCCAACAGCACCCCGCGGGUCACGAUGGGCUCCCUGCUGGGCUGCCGUUCCCGCAAGGGGGCCCAAAAGGAUGCCCGGCGUUUCUCCUCUCUGUUCCCGAUGUGACGAUGACCACUGCGGCAGGGCAAAAGCUACUCACUGUUGAGCAGCUGACCGUCGUGCAGGCGGCGACGGCGCUACCUGGCGCUGCUGAAAAUGUCGCGGUAACGGUGGAGAUGGCAUCCGUGUGCUUUCACAUGGUGCUCGUGAAUUUGAUGGAAAUAGCAGUGGGCACCUUUUACGCGUUAAAGCUCCUCGCUACGCCUCAACGCACAACCGGGAGUGAAAUGCAACGAGACGCAUCCGAAGGCGUCUCUUCUGUCGCGCAACCGCAGCAGGACGCCACCGCACUCGAACCCUCCUCGUUGAUAUUAUCGGUGGAGGUGCGGUCAAUCCAUCUGCAGGCGCCUCUGACGAAGAGUGACGUCCAGUGUGCACCGUACGUGGAGGUCAACGCACGUCUUGAGAGUUUUAACGCUUUAUUUGAGCCUGCCCUGGAGGAAGGAGAUCAGAAAAAUGAAGAACGGGGGCGUCGCCUUCACAUUCAGUUCGAGGUGCCGGAUGCCGUGCAGCUGGUCGACUACUUCGGAGGCGAUCCGGAGACGUGUAGUUUGGUGACGGCACUUCCGUGGACUGCACAUCAAGGAAGGGACAGCACGGCGGACCACCCGCUGCGUUGUGCAGUAGACUUUGCGGUGCCUGCGACUCUACGCGUCAAGGGCAUCGAACCCGCAACGCCGGCGGCGACUACCACAACCUGUAACGUGGAUUUGAGAGGCGGCGCCAUUCACGCGUACUUUCCACUUCUGUACCUCUUCGUCGAUAUGCUGGCACACGAUGAGCGCAUCCAGAAGCUGAAACGGCUGCCAUCGUCUCCUCUUUUCCAGCACGGGUUCACCUCGCUGUCGCACGAGCGAGUACAGCGGAGGACAAACAGCACUGCUUUCUCUACCGUCAGCACCCCGGAAAGCCACUCGCCGAUGCUCCAAACUACGGCCGCCGUGGCUUCUCCUUCUACACCUUCAUCUGGCCGGCUCGAAAUCGCAGCGACUCUGUCGGAUGUCGACGUGUUUCUCGCCACGGACGCAGGCGUGCCCGUUGACACCAGCAACCCCGAUACGUUCUGUGUCGUGCGGAUUAGUGAGAUGAAAGGCGGCAUGGUGCGAACAGCUGCUCACUCGGCGGACCCCACCAUCUGCACCCCGCUGCGGAUGCGGGCCUACCUUGACACCGUGACGUUGUACCUUGUGGACUUGAUGGCGGCGGAGCCAAAGAACGUGCGUCUGCCAAACCUCAAAGUGCGCGUCGACGCGGGCGUGCUGCUGGUGCCGAAGGAGACGCUGACAGGAUACACGUACCGGAGAAGCAACGAGACGGACGUGACAGUGAUCGUUGGCCUGCAUCCUCCUGCUACCACCACCGAGGCGACUGCCUCACAGCACAGUAACAGCGCUGGUAAGGGGACGACAAUGCCUGAAGGACGGAGCGCUGCGGCACCGUCCGGCGAGACCAUCACCACGACGGCCGGGGUGUCGAUGGAGCUCGGUGUCUAUCAAUUCCGCUCCCUCGUCCGUUUUAUCAUCCACAACGUCGCCCAGGCACCGGUGGCGGCAGCGCAGCGAUGCAAAGAGCGGGACGUGUACGAAGAGGCAGCCCAUUCUCUGCUCCACCACAGACGGUGCUCGCUGCAUCCCCGGCAGCCGGCAUCAAACUCGAUGGAGGACGUGUCGAGGGAAACACCGCCGCCUCCGCCUGCCGCCGCCCCCGCGACCUCUGCUGCUCUCACACUGCUCGUUACACUCCCCCCGGCGUCGCUGACGGUGCAGGAGGGGGAUCCAGCGCCAGCAUCCGCGCUGGAAAGCACCAACGACGUCGGGACUGGCAGCGAAAGCAUCUCGUAUGAGUUCACCCUCCGACAAGGGGCACAGUUUUACUCCGCGUCCGGCGGCCAGUGGUCGAAUUCACCGGUGAAAAACGGCCAAAUCAGCGGGCUGGAGCUAAAGGCGCACGAAGACAGCGUGUACACCAGCGCAUCCGUCGCCCGUUCGUCUUGUGGACACGUGCGGUCUCUUCUCACGGCAGACUUGGUCGGGGUGGCCCUUGUGGAAGGGAGUUCGUCCUCCGUACUGUCCGCGUCUCGUUCACAGGGGCAAGAGGUGGACGGAGAGGCGGUCGGCGUCAGCAGCGUCAACACACCGUUCCUGCGUAUCGCCGCGGCGGUGCGCAACACCACCGUGCGUGUCCCGCAUGUGCGAUGGUGGUUGCGACUCUACUCGCUCUUCGCUGACUCUGCGGGGCCCACGCCGCGGGGUUCUGCACCGGACAUCGUGCCGCCUGCGGCGCUUUCCCAGCACGACUCCCUUGCGGAUGUUGGACAGCCUAGUCCUCCGCAGUUUCGUGACAGCGCGAGCAGCCAGCAAAGCAGCGUCUUGUUUGGUCCGCGUGGCGGCAAUCGUGCGGGCUACCCAGAUGGGGAGCAGGCCGACUGGGUGGCAGGGGGUCACCCCCGCCCCCUCACGGCCUCGCAAAGUUCUCGCUGGCUUUACGGCUUUGUGGAACUGUCACAGACGCAGGUGAUGUUAGGUGAGUGUGACAGGGGGCAGCAGCAGCAGCAGCCGUGGUGCUGCCUUCGUAUACCCGACGCGCGUCUCACGGUGGCGCCCGCGACGUUGCCUCAGAGUGCGGGUGUCAGCCGGGUGUACGACGAGUUCACCUUGGACGUUGCUCGGUGUCCGGAGUUGCUCCUGCGCGCCGCCGACAUGGCGGCUGCGGAGAGGAGUACCACCGGCUUUAAAGUGGUGUACGUGUCCGUGUUGAAGCUGCAACCAACUGCGCCAGCAGCGCGUGAAGCGGAGGGCAAUGCGACGGGCGCCUUUUCUGGGUCUUCGUGCAUCAAGGUGCAACUUAUUCGAUCGCCUCAUUCCCACCUCAUUACCAAAUUGCGCUACGGUUGUUGCUACCGCAUGACAGACCUGGCGCUGCAUCGCACUUGUGCUUUGCAGGUGCAGUUGAAAGGGCUUCUGUUGAACGUCCCAGCCAACGAGCUCUUUGGCUUUGCGCAGGAGCUGUUGCGACAGUCGGCAGAGGUUGGCACGCUUUUAACCCCCGAAAACGGCCCGCCGCGGCUUGCGUCUUUCCAUUCUGCCGGUCCGGCUCGCACCUACACUGGCGUCGAGGCGCAGCUGACCAAUGUGGGAGUUGUUGUCUCGUCCGAGUCGCCGCCCUCGCCGUCGGAAGGGCCGGUAACAUCACAACCGCAUCACAACAAUGAAGGCGGUUCUCCCUGGUGCGGUGUGACUGUCACUUCUCUCCGACUGACCACCGAUGUGGAGUUGGAGAAUGUCCUGACGAAUACAGGGGAUCCAGCGACGCUGAUGGACGAUGCCCUUGCGGCUGGGUGGCGGAUGCGGGUGUGGCAUCUCGUAUCCCGCAUCACGCUGCGUGGGGUGGUACUGGCGGGUCAUCACGGCGUGGAUGUGCAAUGGAAGAUGCCGGUUGUGGAGUUGGGCGUGUCCCAGCCGCUGCCUCGGACGGUGCUGUGCGUGCGAAGCAACCGUUACCCCGACGCGGGGAAGGACGAGUUAAGUCAGCAGGACGGCGAGAUUUCUUCGUCGCUGCUGCGGCAGCGCAGCGCAACGGACUUUUUUCACGUGGAACCGACGGCGGCGACCGUGUGCAGUGAGUUGAACAACCACCUCCUCACACGCGCGUCGAUUGAAGUGGGCGAGGCGGGGAAAAAAGCCAGCGAUGCAACGCCGGAGAAGGACGUCGGCGUGACGGCGGUGCCGCCGGUGGUGAUUUCUGUCGAUACCGUCUACACGCUGAGUCGCAGCGUCGCGCACCUGCUGACGCUGUGGCGGGCGGCGGAGCAGCGUCAAUUAGCACUUGCGUCGCCGAGGGCUGGCGUGGUGGUUACUGAAGAGAAACCGUCGAACGCCACUUCAAGGCCGGCUCUUUUACGUCGGGACGAAUCACUUGGUCCGAUAAUGUGGUACGAGGUGAAGCUCUCUAUGUGUGGGAGACGUGUACAUCUCGUGUCCAACCUCCCCGUAGACGCCCUGCAUGGAGCCGCACGUCACUGCUUCAUGGCCAUCGCGGUAGAGGACGCCAUCACUUUCCAGGUGGACCGCGUCCCACACGAUGACGAGCUCGUCUACGCAUCGCCACGCGGCAAUGAAGAACUGGACAGAGACCGAAGCAUGACGAGCAGCGAUGCAGCAGAAGCCGCAGGGUCCGCGGUCGUGCACGAGCAAUAUCGUGUGCGCGUUGGCACCGUGCGUGUAUGCGACGGCACCGGCAAUCUGAUUUGUCUCCUCACGAGUCAAGGAAGUAGCCGCGGGGCGACGUGUGAUUCGCACGCCUUAACGGCGGAGUAUGCGCGGAGUGAGCGGGCUAUGAGUGUUUUUGCGGAGCACCUCUUACUCACUGCGAGCCCGGUCACAGCGACCUUUGCGGUGGAGUGGUGCCGAGCCUAUCAGGCAUGGAGCCAACUGUGGUUACAGGCGGUCCGAUCAGCGGAGCCACACGAGAGACGUUGCAGCGGAAAGGAUAUGGGAAAGGAAAACUUUUUCACCGCGUCCUCCUUCGCGGAUGUGCUGGUAGAUGUGUGCCAGGUGGACGUGUUGCUGGCGCCUGCAGGGUAUUUGGCUAUCAAGCGUUCACAGCUCAGUCGUUCUCUCUGCGCUCAAGAAGGACCGACAACUGCUGUGACCGGUGUGAACGAAGUUCAAGUGGUGCGGUGCGACGCGGUUUCGUUGUUCUCCACAUCCGCCGUCGGGUGCCAGUAUCGUCGGCAUGAAUGCGCGCCUGUACUACUCGCCUGUGUAACGGCACCGCUGCUGCGCCGCACGCGCGUCUCGGGGACAUCGGCGACAGUCUGUCGUGUGCCGAGCGUGUCCCUCUUCAACCGUGACCGCUUUAGCUGGGCACUCUGCACAAUGCGGGUGACACUGAUCGUGCGAUCCGCGACCGUCUUGUGGUCAUCAACGCAAAUCGCAGAUUUCGCAUCGCAGCCACCGCCGGCAGCCGAAGGGGAGGUCCAACGGGAAGCACAAAAAGGCGUCGACGCAGAGGUGGUGACUUCCUUGGCUGAGCCAUCUACCUACCAGCUCAUUGUCGAAAAGGCCGAAGUGCUUUGCUUUGCACCACACGACGAACACGCCAACGCGGCUCCCGCGUUGCACCUACGAGCAGAACAGGUGGACGUGACGGCGCCGGCGAUCGUCGCGGCCAGCACAUCGUCCUCUGCCACAGAGUCUCUCAAGAGCGAAAUGUCCGCACAGGGCAAGCUCUCCGCUACCUAUCGUUGUUCUUCCCGUGCGACGGCUCUACCGCUGCUGGAGGAAACAGAGGUAACGCUCACCGUGCACACUGGUGUUGCACCGCAGAGGACGGCGUCGCAGGUGGCGGUGUUAGAGAUCCAGCUUUGUGUGGCAGAGAAAGGCUUGCAACUGCGUGUGCCGGCAAAUGAAGACCUCGAGUGUGUUGUAGGGGCGCUGUGCUUGGUGGUCGGCCAGCACGUGCCCCGCCGCUCACCGACAGCCGUAGCGCUACAGCCUUCCACGGGGAGCACGGUAGUGGAGUGCCAUGGAGGCACUAGCGGUGGGGAAGAUGUACCUGAUGCGGGUAAGAAGGGAAAGGAGCAGCAGCUGUGGUGCUUGUCCGUCAACGUUCCUCGCUUUUCGUGCGACGUCAUAUUGAACCCUAGCGGGCAACGACUCGCCGCUGUUGACGUGGGCCACAUUUACGGGCGAUUCAAACCACGCGCGCUAGGACAGCGGCCGUACGUCGAACUGCGCGUGGCUGAGCUUACUGGUGAGACAGACAUCACGGAAAUGGAGACUUCAAGUGAGUCGGUGGCAGCAGCAGCACGUUUUAUGUCCAUGAAGCCGCUGGCCAGCGCCCCCAAGCAAUCGGCACCGACUUCGUACCUCUCUGAGUGGGAUGCAGCGUCAACAGACAUGCAGCAAUACGCGCUCUUUCUUGUGCAAAGGUCACUCCCCCUCUCGCAUGAGGACUGGGAGCGCCGCAGCUCAGAGUUGUGCAGUUGUAGCGACGAGGCAUCGGCACUCACAGCUCGCGUUCACGCCUUCCACACGCACGUCUCUCUGACUUUGCUGCGAGCGCUCGCCAGCGACGUGCUGAAGCCGGUGGUGGGCGGGGUCAGAUCGGCGUCCAUCACCGACGAAAUUGGCGCCGUGGUGAACUCCUUCCAUUCCACUGUGCUGCGGGUGCUUCAGCCGAAUACGCCGCUGCCGCCUCCCGACGAGCUCGAGCGCCACGCUGCUCUCGUGCGGGUGGUGGAGGUCACGAGCGAUUGGACGCUCACGCACGACCUUGUGCUCGGCGGGUCAACGGACGGCUGCAAUCUUCAACUGCACUUUUGCAAUACCGCACCGCACAACGUGAUCACCGUGCGUGGCAGCACCGCGGCUGCUGGACAAGACGAGGUGGUGGUCCAUCUGUCGUGCUGUGCAUGCGUCAAUGGUGAUCAGUGUCCUGCAAUACGUGUCGACCCCGAUGUGACAGUGAAGUUUGAAAACGUGGUGGUGGUAGUGGAUGGCUUCGGCGGACCGCAGGGGCUCCUGCCGAGCACCUUCGUGGUGUUGGGAGAGCGGGCCCUCUGCGUGUUCCCGCCCACGCGGCAAAGGUCGCGGCUGUCGUUGCUGUCACCACAUCUGCUCCAGUCCGAGCAUCCCGCUGAGAACGCGUUGCCGAACACGGAGGCGGAGGGCCGUGACCAGGAGAGAGCCGCUGCAGCAGCAUCAGCCCAAAUCACUCCGCCGUGGUUUGCCACCUCCAUCUAUUCGCUCGACGUGAAGGUGGACUUUGACACGUCGCUUGCCGCGCAGCGGCGACGUCUGCAGGCGGUAGGGACGUGGCAGCUGCAGUACCGUUUCGAAGACAAGCGCAAGGGUAAACAAAUGAUUCGGACUGAGCGUGAGGGCGGGGCUACCCUGACGCUGCAGCGGUGCGCCAACGAGUCUUGCAUCCUGACCCGCACACCCGUCGCCUUUUCGGCACGCCUUGGCGAUGCGAACGAAGAGCAUCGCCGAUUGCAGAUCGCGUUUGACAUGGGGGCGACGGCGUGGCAGCUUCCGCUGGGUCACGCGCAGCUGCUCGUGCGUUCUGUCACGAGCAUCAUCAACGCCUUCACACACACACCGUCCGCGGGCGCUACGCCGUCCAUUGCGGUGGCGGCACCGCCUGGCAAGCGUUCCGGCCCAACGACAGAGUGGGAGCCACCAACCUCCUUGGACACGCAGAAGAAUACAAAAGGCAGUGCAUCAUCGUCGUUUGUCACACCGCCCACCCCACUCGACGUUGAAUGCAGUGUGCCCUUGUGCACCCUCUGCUUCACCGACGACUUUCAGCUGCCGCUCGCGGCCUGCAACGUGGAGAAUUUCUCCUUGAAGUGCGCAGCGGAUAUGCAGUUUCGCGACGCCGUCGUGAGCGCCACAGCGUCACUGUCCCUAAUCGACCACCUGGAGCGUUGUAGCUUCCCAAACGGUGGUCACAUCCGAAAGAGCGGUGGCAGCACUGCACGGGUGCUCUUCGCGGCAAAACCGUCUAUGGCUCUCGUGUGGACGCGCUUCAGCAGCGAUAGCCGUUCUCUCUCGCUCUCCGUCAGCGUGGAGGACGUUGUGACGACGCUGCCGAUCACAACAGCCCUCCGCGUGCUUCGCUGUGCUCGAUCAGACGUAGAGUCCGGCACACGCGCCUUCUGGAAUGACUCCGGCGUCGAGCUCGCCGUUUGCGCCGCAGGCACGUGCACAAGCGCACCUGGACAAAGCACGGAUCUCAGCGGGAAUGGCCGUCACUCCCAGUGGCGUGUGCCGGCGUCGCCUUCAGAAAGAGCCAUCAUCACCGGAAUCCCUUCCGCCGUUGCGGAAUUGACGGUGACUUCGCCGAAUCCUUCCGACGGUGCUAUCUCGCCAGCUUUGUCGACCGACCGAUGCGACAGUCUACAUCCCGGCGAGUCCCUCGGAGUAAGGCUGGAUCUGCGGCGGCUGAGAGACGACACGGUGCAUCGCCUGCGUUUGACGGGCUACGUGUCUCCCUUUGGAGCGCUGGAUGUGGUGGUGCGGAAGUCCGUGUGUGGCGGCAUUGCUGUGGUACACCUGGCGUCGACGGUAGAGUUGACGAACGCCUUCUACCCAUUGGACGGUUUAGUCGACGGCGCAGCCGUGGUGUUGCGAGCUUCUUCGUCUUUCUCCAGCGACGUGCCUGCCUUUGUCGUUGCGCCGCGCUCUACUCGUUUUAUCCCGCUACCCGUGCUACGCGAUCGGUUUGCGCUUGAGAUGGGUGGGUGCGUGUACGCCGCGCAGGCGAAGUUCGUGACCUGGGCCAUGGUCGCGGAUGCAAUGACGGUGAUGGCCGAUCAAAUCGUGACGAGCGCCGCAACCGCCGAUGCUUAUGCGUCUGCGGCAAGGUUGCGGAAGCUGGGUGUUGACGCCGAAAAGGAUGCGGACGAUGGUGGCAGCGGCAAUGGCCACCGGGGUGCGCUAUCCGGGGGGCGGCAAGCGCAGGUGGUGGACUCCUCAACGAUUUCCUUUCCUGUGAUGCUACGUCCGCCGCAUUCUCACGUGACGAGUUCGACGGCGACGGGGACGUCGCUGACGGAAGAGGAGAGCGAAGCUGCGAAUCGCGCUGCGCCGCCACUGCUCAAUCGGGUCGUGCAGCUCACGUGGAGGCGUCACCGCAGUCAGCCUCAAUCGCAACUACUUUCUUCCGACUGUCUCCCUCCGUGCGAGUACGCCGUUACGGUGGAACCGGUGUGGACGUUGUGGAACUGCACCGGCUGCCGUUUACGGUUGCACCUGUGCCUCCCCGCCAAGGGAAACGCCGUCAGCCAGAAGUCAGCGGUCAAACAACACGACGAGGGCGAAGAAAAGUCGUCGGCACGCGCAGCGGCCACGAAUGUCUCGGCGCAGGACACUGAAGGCGACGGCAACGUCAUCGGCGCCGCUGUUGUCGAGAACGGGAUGUGCUUCCAGUGGAUGCCCGCGUCGCUGCAACACUUGGAGGCGAACGUCGCCGCGUUCUUCCAGCUCGAGUCACCGUGUACGUCGUCAUCGUCGCAGUGGUGGUCCGCCGCGGCUCCGCUGUUUCUUAAAGAGUCUCCACCGUCGUACAUUCGCCUGCAGCAGAACGCCACACACACGCAAGGCGCGGUAUCCUUGGAGCGCCGCGGUAGCUCCGUCGUUGUAGUGCGCUGUGCGGCACUCCUGCGUUCGAACAUGACCCAGACAGUUUACCUGCGCGAUGCCUCUAGGCCAAUGCCGCUGUUGGGGACGGACGCGCAGGGGCGGCUAAACCCCCAGCAAUUGCUUCCUCUGUUCUUCUCUGAGUACGUGACGACGCUGGCGCCGAAUGCCAAACGUGUCGGCUUCACCGUGCGCGACACGCCGCUGCGGGCAACGACUGCAGACGGGAAGGAAGAAACGGACCCGUACUACCUCACCACUCCGAUUGCCGCCACCGUGCUCUCUGCUGAUGAGCGUGGGGACUGCACCGUCUUCUACUCCGUGUCUGCUGCCGAAGACGCAGGGACCGAAUUCGUCACGUCCGCCGUGACUUCGGAGACGUUGCCGGGCACGUCCCUUUGGCGUCCAGCGGCGGCAGCGGCCCUGCAACUGCGGUAUCUGUGCUGUGUCCGCAACGCCGAUCCCCACCGCACGUUGUGCGUGCGGCCCUACGUGCGAGCGGGCGACACACCGGUUGGGGCCAUCGAAGAAAUCCGCAUCCCUCCAGCGGAGGUACGGGAGCUGCGGCGAUUCGCUGCGCACACGGUCGAACCGGAGGUGCAGUUCUGCUACGGCGGGAAGGAUGCCGCGCCGACGCCUGCGCACCUGUGGUCACCGCCGGUCAAACUUCUCUCGUUGGCGACGUCGACGCUGCCGCUUGUGCUGAAGCACGUUUGUGCGCCGCCAGCGCCCACCACGGAGCCGUGCGCCGAUGCCUUCUGUCUCUUUUCGGCACCUCGUGGCGGACAUGAACCGCCCUUCUCCACGAGAGAGCACUGCCGCUGUCUCGAACUGCAGUCCAGCACCGCUGAUGGACGUCUGUGCGUGUCGGUCAGCCUGCGUGCCGUACCACCGCUCCGCAUUGUGAAUCGACUGAACACCACCCUGCAGUUUACACAAACGUUAGCGAAGGGCAACAAGUCCGCGUCCCCCGCGUCGUCGCCAUCGGCAGUGCGUGUGUCAGCGAACGCCGUCUCUACGGCGUUGUGCUCGCACACCGCCCCGCCGUGGAGCUACGUCGUCGCCGCCGAGUCGAACAGCUUCGGCUGCUGGGAGGUGCCCACGUUGGAGUUCCAGGGCGUGCGCAUCACGUUGCAUUCGAACCGGCACAAAGGCUUCACCGCCAGCGUCGACGUGGAUCUGCUGAAGUGCGCCGCCGCCCCUUCUGCCGGGUUGCGGGUGGGUCAGACUGACGCCUAUGUCUACGUGAAUCUCGAUCACGUCACGCAUCAGUUCACCGUCACCGUUGUCGCCACCCGCCAGCUGGAGAGUCACAUGCUGUGCCAGCCACGCCGUCUGACGCAGCUGGAGGUCUUUGUGCCGCGCUGCACGAUGUACCUGUCUGCGGUGACUGUGCCCAUGACAGGGCAUUUCUCCGGCACAAGCGUCAUCGCACGCAGCGCACGUGGCCGACUGCGCACGCGAGCCCGCGGGGAGGGUACUACGGCAUUGACGGUGCCGUCUACCGCGACGGACGAAGACGUGGUCGCGCUUCUGCGGCAGCUGGAGGUGGAUGUGGUGUGUGUGCGCAUCGUGGGCGUCUACGGCAGUGCUACAGUGACGGAGCGCCGCAUGCUGGGCAGUGCGUCGGUCGGCAUUGUCGAGGUGCUGGACGCAACAACGCCGCAGGCCGUGUAUCCGGUGGUGUUCCGCAUGAGUUCCAAGACAGCGCAAAAUAUCGAAGGCCAUCCAUCUUCCGAGGAUCCGACAGCCGCGAGAAGCGAUCCUUCGACGACGGCGACGGCAAGCGUCGGUAUUCAUGGCGGUGACAGCACGUCCUCCCUGUCCUCCUCGACGAUUACGGCGGCCACGGCUGCUACGGUGCCGCGUUUCAAAGACCCUUCGUGGUGCAACGUCGAGGUGCAACUUGCCCGGCCGGAUGUUGGUGCCGGCGGAACCGUCAUGUUGCCUCUGCAGCUGCUGCGCAUUACCGUCCCACCCAUGACACUCCACCUGCACGAUGAAUUCCUGUUCACCGUACGGACUUGUGCGGAGAGCGUUCGCGAAGAGUUGAAUUCUCGGCUUUCAACGGCAUCAUCCUGCGGCAGUGCGCAGUUCACCCGCGCCACGGCCUCUGUCAAACGGACGACAGGUGAUCUUCCUUGUGCAGCGCCGCAAACGGUCCCGUCCCGUAGCAGCACGCGAAGGGUGUACAACGUUUUCCUCUACCAGCUGCACGUCUCCGCGAUUGCGACGGAGGUCACGUACACGCGCUCUGGCGAUCGCUGCUACAACCCUUUCCGCAACCUCGGGGUUUUGCCCGCGCACCUCAUCCCCUCGAUAGAGGGAGUCGACAUCAAGCUGAAAGAGGUGAAGCUCGCGAACGUGGAGCUGCUGUCUGCCACCUCUUUUGCUACGGUUGUGCAGUCGUUUGUGUGGCCGCUGUACCGCACACAGCUGCUGCUGCAAAGCUAUAAAGUUGUCGGCUCGCUCGACGCCCUCGGCAACCCUCGUGCGCUGCUCGGGAGCUGGUCGCGUGGGGUGUGGGACUUGGUGACGAACUCUUCCGGUAAAAGCCGCUGGGCCGGCACGCGUGAUUUCUUGCGCACGACCACUUCGUCCACGCUGCACUCCGUUUCCGCGCUGGCGCGGAGCAUCGGCAAUUUGACGGGCGGGUCCUCAACGGCGGCUACCUCGGCGUCAGUAGCAGCGAACGGUGGUAGCGCAGGUAGCAUUACAGGAGGAGACGGGCUGCUACCCUCUUCCGACCAACGUCGCGGUCUUUUAGGCGAAGUCUUCGCCGAAGUGAGCGGCGGCGUGGUGGAUGCCGUAGCGAAGCCGAUCCGUGGUGCGCGCGAGGGCGGCGUAAACGGUUUUCUCCUCGGUGUGGCGUCGGGUAUGGUGGGGCUCGUCGGACGUCCCGUGUUUGGCUUUUUCCGUGGGGUCGGCGUCACCUCCCAGUUCUACGCGCGUCUCCUGGACGGGCAGACGACGUUGACGGAUGAGGAGGCGCGACGGCUGGCGCUGGGGCGCAACUACCGUCUCUCAGCCGCCCCAACCGACUCCCAAGACAUCAAGGCCGACGCAGAAGGCUCUCUUACCGUUACUGCUGUUACUGCUGUUGUCGCCGAUCGCUGUGAUGUGCGGCUGGCGAGUUUGGCAUUUGAGCGGAUGAUGUCGGCUGUUCCGCGGUGGCGUCGCAGCAGUGAAAGUCACGUGCGCGCCGCCGUUGCACGAGCGGGGGUGCAGAACGCCGCCCUCUUUCUUCCGUACUCCACCAUCAGCGCUUUCUUCACGCCGGAGGAAUUUGCAACCUCCCUUCCCACGUCCCUCACGGCGGCGCUGACGGCAAAGCUGCUCGCCGCCCUUACCCACACGCAGAGAAGCGGCAACGCCGGUGGCGGUGAAGAAGCAGCAGACAAGGGCGCUACGCUGAAACGACUUGCGCGGGAGUGUGACCGCGCGUCGCACAUCAGGGCCUCCCUCGGUGUGCCGGCGCUACACAAGUACGUCGCGGACGACGUCUUCGUUCGUGUGUGCUCGCUGGACGAGAUUGUCGAAUCGGUGACAGCGACCGGCAUUCAGGCGAAUUACGUGAUUCUGCUUUCCAAAGCUGUGAAUGCAGCGGGAGAGGAAUUGUUCAUGCCCUAA
Molecule: messenger RNA, 16812 nt
Organism: Leptomonas pyrrhocoris
Lineage: Eukaryota; Euglenozoa; Kinetoplastea; Trypanosomatida; Trypanosomatidae
Exons: 1
Coding region: 1-16812 (5603 amino acids)
Biological process (GO): protein retention in Golgi apparatus; protein targeting to vacuole
Cellular component (GO): extrinsic component of membrane
Source: RefSeq, a predicted model, not a curated record